AAGGCGGGAAGGCUCGCAUCCCCGGCAUAGCCCAAGCUUAGACACCGAGUUAAUGACUUCACACGGUCGGGCAGGCCAGGGUUUUUUCUCCGCUGCCGCUUUCGGCAACCCUCGCUUCCAGGAUUCCGCUGGAUUUUGUUCGGUGCUGCUGCCCCCUCGCGGCGCGUUUAUGGCGUUAACCUUUCCCAAGCGGCCGUUGCUCCAGGCGACGCAGCCGCGGCUCCCUUCCUUUUAAUUGCUAUAUGCGCAUGCGCACCUGUUCGCUAUAAGCGCGUGCAGAGAGCGUCGUCGUCGUGUGAAGGACCCGCGCUUUUGCUGCCAAGGAGCACGGCAGGGAAUUCGUCGUCGCUGCUUUGCGUGGCCGUUGGGAGGACGAUCCUUAACGCUUGGGGAGAAGGUUACCCCCCCCCCGGAGAAACCUAGGGGGAGCGUUUUUCUAUAAAUUUUUAUUGUUAUAAUUUAUUAAGUUUAUAUAAUGUGGAUAUAAAUGACUGUUAGCGGCUGCAGCUUGCAAUUGCUCUCCAAUGCACAGCUGCCAGAGGAAGGCAGGGAACUGUAGCAACUUUAUUGUCCUGCUCUGUUUUUUGGUGACGGAGUGUGAGGAGAAGUGCUUGGGACAAAGCCAUGUCUUUUGGGGCGUCCAUUUCACAUCUUGUGUGAAGCUGUUUUAGGAGUUGGGAAAAUACUUUACCAUCGACUUCAGUGGGCCUUGCAUUUCCUCCUCAAAAUUGAAAUUAUUUGCUGCAGGAGAAGGUCUUCUAACUGGAGACUGAGCCCCUAUUGAAAAUACAAGAACUUGAAACUCUGAGGAAAGGUGCAGUCUUUCACAGGUCUGCUCAGAAGUAAAUCCCAUUGUGUUUAAUGGGCAUUCAUUCCACAAAAGUACAUAGGAUGGUAGGCUCAGCAACUCUCCCAUACAACCUCUGCCUCUCCUCAUUGGGAAGGAAAUGCUGUUAUUAACGCUUACCUGGGUUUAUUAACACUUACCUGGGUUGAAGGGAAAGGGCACUUUCCACAUUUUGCAAUAAGCAACAAAACAGUGAUUUUAAAGUAGGUUUUAACUGUGGCACCUAGUUCAGUGGAGACUUUCACUGUUUAUUACUUUUUCUCCCUUUAAAUACAUUAAGUAUGGUUCAAUUUAUUUUCAUAUCAACUAGGGCUUGUUACUUGGCAAAAAUAAAGCCAUUGAUUUAAAAUUUUCUUCAUAACUUUUUAACAGUGGUUAGAACCUGAAUAUUUGCGAAAGCAAUAUGUUUAGAUAGACACACCUCCCUCUGUUCUUUGUAGUGGCUCCAAAGAAUGUUAAUUUAUUUAUGUAGUCCAUAAGACUUUACACUGCUUGAUUGUAAUAAAAAAAAUCACAAAGAUAAAUCAAUAAAAUAAAAAUACAAUAGUAUUUUAAAACACUGUAUACAAAAGUUAAGAUACUAAACAGAUUAUGUAGAUAAUGGUGAUCUAGUAGACAUGCCACUUUGAUUUAGUACCCACCUUCCCAGCCUCAAACUGAUUUUUCAAGCCACCUUGGGUUGGUCUGAUAUUUGUCCUGAUCUUUAUGCUAACCCUUUUUUAUUUCUCCAGACAAUUUUUCAUGUGACUGAUAUGUUUGGUUUAGAAACUUUGAAAGAUUAAGUGAACAAAUAAGUUACUGCGCAGCUGAAAAUCAGAUUUUACCCUAGCACAAAACACAGGCAUAUUUGGGUGUUUAAAUAUUCCCAUUGAUUUUCCAUUUCCACUUCCUAUUUGUACAGCACUUCACAAAAGAAAUGCAAAAGGCUAAGAGUAGGCAGACAAUGCCAUAGAAAUAGACCGUAUCAUACACGUUUCAGGCAGCAUUUAUCACUUCAAAGCAAUUCCACUUCAUAUCCAUUUCAGGACUAGUGUAUGGGUUGUGGUUACACUAUGUUUACACUAAGGGAGGUUAUGUCAAUAUGGUUAUAAAGUAGUCUCCUUUAAGUGGCUUGCUGAUUUGAACUUCAAGCACUUUAAGAGUAUGAGAGGAGUGCAGGGCAAUGUUAACCACACACCUGGCACUAGUUUUGUAAUUAUGUAAGCAAAAAGGUUUUUGAGUGACACAGGCAGGUGGGCAUGAAUGGAAUGAUUUGCUUCUGUGGCAAAGCUUGUCUGUCUUGUUAGCCUCUUAUGCAUCCUGUAAUAAGUUGUUUGUACAUUGGUACACACUCUCUCUGUAUAUGUGUGUGUGUGUGUGUGUGUGUGUGUGUGUGUGUGUAGAUAGAAUAUCUAUCUUCUAUCUACAUAAAGAUCCUUAGGUCUGUCUGACAGAUGUGUCAGAAUCACUGAAGUAUUUCCAGAACACCCAGAAAUCUGAAAUUGGGAAAAGAUGCACACCAACAUUUCUUAAAUAUUAAUAAGGUCUGAAAACACGGUGCUUUAAUUUAUCAAUAUCAAAAUAGAAUAUGAAGUGUGAUGGCAACACAUUGCAAGCCAGGGUGCAAAUGAAGCAGUAUGUUGGGCUAGACUUAGGUAAGGUAAUAAUGGGUCAAGUCACAUUUCUGUGGGAGUUCACCAGUCCCUGUUGUAAUACUUGGAGGAGAAGGGUAACUUCUCUGGCAGUAAUAGCCAAUUUGCCUUCCAGAAGAUAUAGACUCCAACAGGCUUUGGAAUGUACAGCCCUCCAGAUGCUAGACUGCAACUCAGUGGUCAGGGAUGGUGGGAAUUGUAGGCCACAACAUCUGUAGGGUGUAUAAAUUUGGCCACCCCUGUGAUAGCACUGGCUAAAAGAUAAUAAAAACAAUAAAAAAUAAUUGCAAAACCCCCUGUAACAUGUAAACAUUCUGUACAAUUUAUGACUCUUCCAUCUUUUCCUGCCAGUAUAAUAAAUGUAAUCCCAACACACAUUUUGUCUGUUGGUACUACCGGUAUCAAUACAUGUAUUUUGUUAACUGUUCAUUGAAGAUGUCAAAGGUCUGUGCCAUUUUUGGAGGAUCUCGGGGAAUUGGCCAUGCUGUUGCACAACUGCUAGCACAGAAAGGAUAUUGCCUGGCCAUUAUUGCCAGAAAUCUGGAUAGAGCUCAAACUACUGCAAAGAACUUGGGAGCAGAUCAUCUAGCAUUUAGAUGUGAUGUUUCCAAAGAAGAAGACAUCCAAAAUGUGUUUAAAGAAAUGGAGACGAGUUUAGGUCAAAUAAACUAUCUGGUUAAUGCUGCAGGUAUCAACAGAGAUGGCUUGUUGUUGCGAACCAAGGCUGAUGAUAUGCUAGCCCAGCUUCAGACCAAUCUUUUGGGGACAAUGUUGACAUGCAAAGCUGCUGUGAAGGGUAUGAUUCAGCAGCAAGGUGGAGCUAUUGUUAACAUAGGAAGUAUCGUUGGGCUGAAGGGCAAUUCUGGUCAGAGUGUAUACAGUGCCAGCAAGGCAGGAUUAGUUGGAUUUUCACGCUCUCUUGCUAAAGAAAUAGCAAGAAAGAACAUUCGAGUCAACAUGGUUGCUCCAGGCUUUAUUCACACAGAUAUGACAACACACUUGAAAGAAGAGCAGUUGAAGAAAACUAUUCCCCUUGGACGAUUUGGGGAGCCUCAUGAAGUUGCCGAAGCUGUUGCGUUUCUUCUGGAGUCUCCGUAUGUAACAGGCCAAGUUCUAGUUAUUGAUGGAGGUUUGCAACUUUUGUUUUAAAAGCCAUGAUAGCAUAGUUAAUAAGUGUGGGGAAACUUAUUCAGCAGUUGAAAGUCCCAAGAAGUGGAUUGAGGUUAUACUACUUUUGUUAGUAUUUUAAAUUAAAGUAGUAUAAAUUUGUAGUUAGUCUGACAAACUUCAAAUCAUAUGCUUACUUGUCUGUUUGCCUCAGAUAAAUAAGCAAAUUCUGAUGUGUGACACCAGAUAUUUUUUUUGGGGGGGGGUAGAUGAUUCAGGGUCCCAUUUUUGUUUUUUGUGUAUAUAUUGAAAUUAAAUGAUCUGUGGUUGUUGUUUUUAAAAUAAGUGCUACAUGUUACCAAAUAUACUAAUUGUGGCAUAUACCUUGCUUCAUCAGAUUUGUUCUUUCAGUAUAGAAAGCUUAAUGCGGCUAUCCUUCCAAAAGUUGGUCUAUUUUUAGUUCAUUCUGUAAGUAAAGUAUGAUCUUUUUCAUAGUUUAUGUUGGAAAACUUUGGUGUUCUACUUGGAGAGGCAAAGGAAACUGAUGAUAAACUGCUUAGGAAUGUUGAAUGCUUGUAUAGGGCACACUCCAUGCAUAUUUAUUUUGUUUCUCCUAUGAAGUGGUUGCUAACAAAGAAUACAAUGAACUUCAUAACCUUAGGUUUCUUAAAUAAAACACUAAUUUUCAAAGGUUUUUUUAUUCAUUCAAAGUACUUGAAAUAGUGAUAAAUUAUUAUUUAGAUGUGACAUUUUCUGGCCGUCUCCUACUUGAAGCAUAAAUAUUUGUUUUUUUAUCACUUUAGAAAGGGCUACACACACACACACACACACACACACACACACACACACAUCACUUCAUACAUUAAAAGCUAUCUAUAUAUUCUUAUUCUGGAUGCUUUAUGGCUCUUUGGCACCAAUAUAACUCUUUCUCACAAUCAAAUAUUUUGUGUCUACUACAGUAUCUGAAUAACAGAAAUGUUCAACCGUAUGCUAUAUUGUUACGUGCCACCCUUAACUCCGAGCAUUGUGAUAUUCUGGGGGGUUGUAGGUGCGCUUUAACGCUGGUGUUUCUUUUUCCUGUGGGACAAUAAGGCACAGUGGAAACUAGUGUCUUUAUGAUAUAUGGUUUAUUUGCACGUAAAUACAACCUGCAGCCUAGAUGGAGGGGCUGACAGUAUUGGCACCCCAAAAGGUCAUUGCUUCUUCCAUAGCCUUGCACUCAAAUGGACAGCAACUGUCAUGCUUUUCCUCCUCUCUAGCUUAUGUCCUUGCUAACUCCUAACUUCCCUUUUAUACUCUAACCCAGGGGUGUCAAACUCAAAUUCAUCGGGGGCCGCAUCAGCAGUUUGGUCACCCUCAAAGGGCCGGUUGUAUCUGUAGGACUAUGUGUCCACUCUUUAUUAUCAUAAAUUAUUGUCACUGCAUUCAAUUAUUACUGUUUUUUGUAAUAAUGUAAGUAAUAACUAGCUCUGAAAGCAGAAACAUAGUCAGAAUAGUAGAUAUUCAAAUGUACAAUUAUUGUACAAUUUAUUGAAAAAUGAUUUUUGGUAACUGCACUGGGUGGUGGAGGCUCACUAGGGUUUCAUGCAGGAGCUUUGCAGAGCUACUGGUACCUGGAGAUGCUGGGGUCCUUCUGCAUGCAGGACAGAUGUUCUGCCAGUGAGCCAUCACCCUUCACCAAAGGGACUGGCUGAGGUUGACUCACUGGAGCUGCUCUCCUGGUUCCAGGGUUUAAGGGCCAGAAGUAUAAAGCAGCAUCCUAUGUUUCUGAGGAGAGG
Zootoca vivipara (common lizard) is the source of this 5363-nucleotide messenger RNA. The record is from RefSeq and is a predicted model, not a curated record. Lineage: Eukaryota; Metazoa; Chordata; Lepidosauria; Squamata; Lacertidae.